AUGGCGCAGAAGGAAAUGAAGAAAACGGUAUACACAGAAAUGAUCUAUCUCGGUCCAGCAUUUAAGCCGCUGAACGAUGUGAGUACAGAUGAGGUUUCCUCUCUGAUUCAAAACGGUAAUCUGCAGGUUGAAGACACUUCUGUUCAACUUUACGAUGGCGAAGAAGUACGCAGAUUGUUCGCCUUUCAACAGCAUGGCUUUGAGUAUUGGCAACUGAACAACAUAAUCUCGGAAGCACUUCACCAACUAGCAGCAGUACCCACCGAACGAGCGAAUCGAAUUCGUCUACGACAGAGCAUUAUUCCAUUGUUAACAGAAUGGGGUCACCAGCUCAAUUUGAAAUUCAAUCUUGUCGUGCCUUUGGACACCGUAUACCGAGACACGAACCAUAAACAACAUUCGAAUGCCUUUGGUCCAGUGUGCUUUGCUCAUGUUGAUUUUCCCAGUACGAAUUUUACCGAAACACUUUUUCACUUUAAAGACACAUGGAAAGUCAAUAUUGAGCUAGCGUUAGGCCUACAACCUCAUACAUUAACGGAUGAACAGUAUACCAGCGUACAAGUAGAAAAAGUAGUAAACAUAUGGAUGCCACUUACGCCCUGUCCUACUAAGAACACCCUUGCUGUCAUGGAUUACAGCUCAAUCGAUCAAUUCGAUCAAGAACUACAGCCGUAUACUGCUGUACGACGAACAGGCAACCAUUUCACUGCACUAGGCGUGUACUUUCGUGACUAUCACCGAUGGAUAUGUCAGUCAGACAUGAAGAUAGGUGAUGCAGUAGUAUUUGACACUUUACAUACACCACAUUCCGCUGCAACAAUUGAGCGACCUGAUGCUCGACAAGACCAUCGACAGAGCGUCGAAGUUCGUGUUUUAUUUUUAAAUGUGUCACCAGCUGUUUAUCGUUGA
Molecule: messenger RNA, 909 nt
Organism: Adineta ricciae
Lineage: Eukaryota; Metazoa; Rotifera; Eurotatoria; Adinetida; Adinetidae
Source: the annotation of a GenBank genome assembly